This is a messenger RNA of Coniophora puteana RWD-64-598 SS2, 1015 nucleotides long. RefSeq lists its product as uncharacterized. The coding region runs from base 1 to 771 and encodes 256 amino acids. Lineage: Eukaryota; Fungi; Basidiomycota; Agaricomycetes; Boletales; Coniophoraceae. The record is from RefSeq and is a predicted model, not a curated record. The transcript has a single exon.
AUGCGGACCAUCCACCACGACUUUCUACCUCGCUUUUGGCAUUUCUUCGACGCCGAUGAUAAAGGCACCAUACACAUUGACCCACACCCUGCCUCUCUUUCUGUAUAUCGAUCCACACCUUUGUCACCGCUUCUGACCUCUGUUGACCUCGAAUCUCCCGCAUCGGGUAUCCGCCCCUUCGUCUUCAAUCGAAGGAUGGUCAUCAUGAAGGUUGCGGAUACGGUCUUUUCGCGCCACGGAGAGCUCGGCUUGUGGAUCGGAGCGGCGCAAUCGAAGAGGCCCUUGAUGUGUACUCAGGUUGAUAACGAGACGCGACGUCACAUCAACGUUCUCGACAUGCUGUCUCUCAGUGUGCACGACCCCCACAGCGACGGUCUGCGCAUGGAGCUCUUGCCCUCAUCUAGCCAAUCAAUGUAUCAUGCUGCGAUUUUGGAGGUACAUCAGCCAUGGGCGGCUUACAGGCCUGGCUCGACUGGUACCAUUAAAACAUUCGGAGAGGAGCCGCACACCAAUGCCCGACUUAUCACUCAAAUUGGGCUAUCUCAGCUUCAAAUUUGUUUCGUAAUCGCGCAACGCAUGGAUGUAUACUCCCAUCAAGACAUGGAUAUGGAUCGCAUUCAUCUCAUCCAGACUGCUGACCCAAGCUUUAUCUCCGAGGUCUAUUCUCAGUCCAAGGAGCGACUUGACGAACGCAGUGCACCUCGCUAUCGAGCUUUAUCUCCGCGGUCUGAGUACUUCGUCAUAGCCAACACAGAACAAGUCGAGCUUUAGAGGAUAAGGACGGGAACUGCUGUGGCCCGUAUUCCCGCCGAAGACCUGAACGCGGAGACAGUGACUUUCUCGGACGACGAGUUGCGAAUAGCCUGGAUACAAGAGAGUCGUGCGAGAUCACAAGUGGUCGUUUGGGACAUCAACGCUGGUCACAGCCUGGAUUUGCUUCCAGCGCUGGGCGGAGACGCAUCCAACAUUUAUCUCUCGCUCCCGUCCAAAUCCACCCUUCGUUUCUUAUAUCGCC